Messenger RNA from Xenopus laevis (African clawed frog), 4095 nucleotides. RefSeq names its product SH3 domain containing 19 S homeolog (gene sh3d19.S). NCBI's taxonomy places the organism in Eukaryota, Metazoa, Chordata, Amphibia, Anura, Pipidae. The transcript has 21 exons. The coding region runs from base 619 to 3762 and encodes 1047 amino acids. The record is from RefSeq and is a predicted model, not a curated record.
GGAGUGCGGACAAGGUGAGUGGCGGGAUUAGCGCUAAUCAGUGUGUGUGACACAAGUCAUGCAGCAGCUCUGCUCUCCAAUCCGCAGGUACCUCCUCCUCUUCUCUCCCGCCCUCCCCCUCCGCCUUUGUCUUACUAUCACAGGGAAACCAAGGGAACAAUUUCCUGUUGACACCGGAUUAUUUAGAAAGUGAAGGGAAGGAGGAGUGAGGGGAAGCCGGCCUGGAAGUUCUUCCUACUCGCACCUUGUACCCGGGCUGUGCUGCUGUCUGUCUCCCAGGGGACUGAUAGAGAUAGGGAAUACGGCGAGCAUUAUAGGACAUCACUAGCUACAAAGUUUGUCCGCAGGGAAAGAGGGGGACCUGGAGCGGAGGCAGCAGACGGCGGGCACCCUGGAUAUGCGGCUCAGCAACAGCAGCAGGUGCGCGGCCUCCUUGGGCUGACACUGGGAUACAGGAAAGGAGAUGCCAAUGCGCUGCUGCCUCCAUUGAUCAGGGGUCGCUAAACACAAGCGCUCACGUCUGGCCUCGGCUUCUUACACAGGGGCCUUGUGCUGCCGUUGGGUGACAAGACGGGACUUGGAUUUGUGAGCCUUCCAUGCUCUCGCCCACAGCUGCUGAUGGCUGAAGCCUGGCUGGAGGAAGAAGAGGAGGAGCUGCGAGAGAUCAGGGACAGCGCUGGGAACAGGAGGCACAGGAGGUCCAACCUCAACCAAGCGGCAGAACGCCCCGAAAGAAAUAAACCAGAGCACCGAUUUCCUGGGCAAGGUCCCUUGUCCUCAAUAAGAGCUGUCAUUAAGAGAACUUCAAGAACGACAACUCAAAGUGAACAACAGAGAGAGAGAAGACGUCCAGAGAUAACAAUUGUUGCUGCUGAGCCCAUUGGUCCUGGAUCUUGGUUUCAUGGUGGACCACCAGCUGGACUGGGGUUUCCUCCUCCACCACCCCCACAGUGGAGGCCCAGUGAAUCUCAUCCGGCAGAGCCUCCAUCCUAUGAGCAGGUGAUUAAAGAAAUCAACCAAGUGCAGGUUACCACAUCCAACUGUAAUGCGGAGCCCCGACGUACUACAACAUGUGCAACACAAACUGAUUUUCAGGUGGACGAAGAACAAAACAUACUGGCCAAUAAUGUUAUUGAUCAGCCUGUCUUUUGUAAUCAGGAACCACUAGCAGCCCAGAAAGCUCCUGAAAUAUCUCGUCUAUCAUUAACUUUUUUGACAAGCAAUGUAAAUAACAGUACUCAACAGGUAUCCGUUUGUAACAGCACAGAGAUAAUUGUCAGGCAAGACGAUGCUAAUGCCUUUAGACCCCCAGUGCCAAGGCCAAGGACAAAAUCCAACCUCAGACCUGUAGCAAACAAUUUUCUUAGUAUUUAUCAAGAAAACGGUGAACAAUUUGUCCAGUCCACACCUGAGGGAGAGCACCCUUCAAUUCAUCCUUGCUCUAGUUUUGAUGACCGCUUUUUUGAAGCAAACAAUAUGAGCCAUGAAAGAAGCCAAAACAUUAUUGUUUCAAGGAUUAAAGCUUUUGAGAGUCAGACUGAUGCUUCAGAGCCGCCUAGAAGACCAGAAAUAGUGCCACGUACCUUCAACAACAGGGGCUCUGGUGCUGUUAAGCCUACACCUGCUCCUAAGCCAGUCUCCAACAAGACAUCUGGUGAAUGGGAGCUGGCAAACGACAAUAAACUAAAAGUUAUCCCAAGGGAAGGGUUUGCUCCAUCUAAACUACCCGAUGCAGGUGGCACAGACAAGCCAGGACUGCCAAAGAAACCAAAGCCUGGGUUAGCUAAAAGCAGUAGCAGUGAAUUUUCUGAUCCUGUUCUUGGGACCUCGCUGUCUUUAAACAACAACAUUCAAGAUGCGGAACGGAAAGUGCCCAUUCCAGCUCCCAGGCCUAUGUUUCCGAAGAAACUCUUGCAGAGUGAGCCCCCAGUCUUGCCAACAGCAGUACCCAGGCCACAUGCUGCUCCAAAACCUUUUGUAGCCACGCAAGCCAAAGCUUUCUCAACAUCCGAACUACCUGCAGUCCAUAUUCCACCACCUGCUGCACAGAACAAACCAGUUGGUGAACUAGAUCUGAUCAGUUUUGAUGAUGAUGCUUUAUCUCCUGUUCUGCUCCCCAGUCCAGAAGUCACAAAUGUUUCAAAAGCCAAUACUGAUCCUUUCCAGGUGUUUUCUACAGACAGUGCUGAAAAGGAACAGCCACUGCCACCUGCUCUGCAGAGAAAACCUACAGUGAUAAGAAUCUCUGGCAAGCUAGGAAAAUCUUCUGAAGAACUUCAGGUUCCACCACCGCUCCCUGCUGAGAAGCCAGUCGGAAGUCUCUACAGCAAAUCAAGCGUGAGGCCUCGUCCUGUAGGCAGAAAAGAUUGGGAGUCCACAGAGUCUGUAGAAGAUGCUUGGACCAAGCCUGCACUGCCUACAAGGCCUGUUGGUAUUAAAGUGAAGGAAACUCCUAGCCAACCACAGAAGGGGCCUCCUGGACGACCUCCACCACCCAAAGUAUCCAGAAAUUCCACCCGAGACGCCUUUCCCCGAUCUGCUUCUGAUGUUGGCUUUACUGCAAAACACAAUACGUCUGGCAUCAGUAGGUCAAAAAGUCACAUCAUAAAAAGGCAACAACCAGAUCUACCUCCCCGGCCCAAGCCUGGACAUCCCCUGUACAACAAAUACACACUGCCCCUGCCUCAUGGAAUUGCUGAUAAAGAUGUUGUAUCCAGUAAACCAGGAGAGCUGUCAUGCAAGCGUGGAGAGGUGCUUGUACUACUAGAACAGACUGACAAUAAUUACAUUCAGUGUCAAAAGGGUUCGGCUACUGGAGAAGUCAAAACGUCUAAUAUGACAAUAAUUACUCCUCUCAAUGGCAAUGUGGAAACCAGAAACAAUGUAAGCAGCGCUGAUGACAGUCAUGUUCCUCAUGCCUUAGUACUGCAUGAUUUCAGAGGAGACCAAGCGACUGAUCUAAGCUUGAACUCAGGAGAGACCGUUUAUCUGCUGGAGAAAAUAGACAACGAAUGGUACAGAGGGAAGUGCAAAGGCAGCACUGGGUUAUUCCCUACCAAUCACAUCAGGGUUAUUGUUGAUGUUCCUAGUAAAGGCCUACAGAAGAAGCCAUCAUUCCAGUGUAGUAUAAAGGGUCCAAGAUGUAUUGCACGUUUUGAAUUCAUAGGAGAUCACAGGGACGAACUCAGCUUCUCAGAGGGUGACAUGAUUACACUUAAGGAGUAUAUAAAUGUUGAGUGGGCCAAGGGAGAACUUAAAGGGCAAACUGGAUGUUUCCCAAUCAAUUUUGUUGAAAUAAUAGAAGAUUUGCCAUCGAGUGGUCUGAGUAAAAACAUGGCAGAUGCUGUGCAGUCACAGAAGAAGUUGGGACAGCAGCCGCAUGUAGCUGGGAAGUGGGCUGAAGCCCUGUAUGACUUUAAUGGAGAGGCUGAGGAAGAUCUGCCAUUUAAGAAAGGAGAUAAGAUCCAACUAAUAGAAAGGCUGGAUGCUGAAUGGUACAAAGGGCGCCUGAAUGGCAGAGAAGGGGUCCUGCCGUCUGCUUUUGUACAAGUCUCUUCAGGAAUGAAGCCUUGGCAAACUCAGGAAGGAAAUGCAGGAAAGGCUCGGGCACUUUAUGACUUCUGUGGGGAGAGCGAUGAUGAACUCUCAUUUAAGGCUGGAGACCUUAUUUCGGCUCUGGAAUCCAUAGAUCGUGAAUGGAUGUGCGGCGAACUAAAUGGAAAAUCCGGAAUAUUUCCAAAGAACUUUGUUCAGCAAUGUUAGUCUCACAGCUAAGCCUCUGUGCCCACCUGUGUGCAUCCUCUCCUCUCAAACUAUCACCUUUGGUGCCAACUGAACUUUUUUAUAUUUUAAUGUGUAAUAUGUGUAAUAUUUUUGCACUACUUUUUUUUUUAAUCUUACAGAACAAAAAACAUUUGUUACCUGUUAUGUUACUGUCCUGUAUUCGUACUUUCAGUCCAGCAAAAUCAUGUUUAAUAUACAGCGAUGGGUAAAAUGUAGCAUUGCAAAGGGCUCAGACAACACUUCACUUCACCAAAUAGCUUGGACUUAUUCUGAUCUUAAUGACAGAACCAAUAAAUCUUAGUCCCGCUGUAA